Molecule: messenger RNA, 5988 nt
Organism: Letharia lupina
Lineage: Eukaryota; Fungi; Ascomycota; Lecanoromycetes; Lecanorales; Parmeliaceae
Exons: 9
Coding region: 1-5988 (1995 amino acids)
Biological process (GO): maintenance of cell polarity; endocytosis; piecemeal microautophagy of the nucleus
Cellular component (GO): cytosol; intracellular membrane-bounded organelle; nuclear envelope
Molecular function (GO): sterol binding; protein binding
Source: RefSeq, a predicted model, not a curated record
AUGGCCGACGAACAUCAAGCUACCCGCGCAGGCCCAGUAACGCUCGUGAUCGAUCCUGAAGGUGAUCUGUACAUGCUGUUCGAUAGUGGAAGUCUUCUGGUUUCCCGCAAAGCUCUCUCGCUCAGCUCCCCGGUCUUUCUUGCCAUGCUCGGGGCGAAUUCGAAGUUCAGAGAGGGAACAGACAUGACUCUCGCUCAUAAUGGUGUUCAAAUUGUCUCAUUCGAAGAUGACAACUUCGAAGCCAUGACUACUAUAGCCAGAAUAAUCCACCUUCAAAGCGACAAUGUCCCAGCCACAGUGACAUUCAAGCAGCUCUAUCAGGUGGCAGUAAUGUGUGAUAAGUACGAUCUGAAGAGAUGUCUCGGGCCUUGGACAAAGAUUUGGGCGACCCCGUACCUCGACUGCUAUGCGAGGCAAGGAUACGAAGAAUGGCUCUUCAUGUCCAUAGUCUUCCAGUACGAUGGUCUCUUCAAGGAGGUCACGCGACAUCUUGUCAUCAACUCAGAAAUGUCUGAGCAAGGCACGCUCGUCACCACGACUGGUUUCGACAUUGGCGAAGGCGUAUCUUCGACCAUCUUAGAGCGAAUCACCAAGUCUAGAGCAGAAACGAUGUUCGAGGUCCAGGACCUUUACUGGCAGGAAUUCUGCAAGUUGCGAGCCAGUAAUACGGCACGCGUCUGCAAGGUCGGUGGUUUAAAUGUGGCAAAAUGCGAUGCUCUCAACCUUGGAAGCCUAUAUCAGCAAUUUCCAGAACUUCAGGAUCCUCGACAAACCUCCGGCGCCUGCCGUAAGACUGUCAAAAGCAUGAUUGAGGCUCACGCAGGCAUUUUGGAAUUGAGCGGGGCGCUGAUCUUCAAAUUCGGCGACCAUAGGCCUUGCGCUGUGGGUUCACGUCUCGCAGCUGACGCGAGGAAGUUGCUUGACGCUGUGCAAGGGCUGGACUUAAGUGACAUUGUCGGAGGCUCGUUGGGAGGACUCUUUGCCGCCAUCGUACUGAAGCGUCUCGGUCACGUUGUGCGCAUAUUCGAGCGCAACCCUAGCCCACUAUUACAAAAUCAGGGCGCAGGGGUAGUCGCAGGAGGUGAUACACAGACCUUCUUCAACAAGUAUGACGCUACAAGGCGGCCGAUUGCCGUUACAAGCAAACUACGACAGUACCUGGAUCAGCAGGGAAACCAAAUCCAUGAAGAGGACACCGUUCAGAAGAUGACUAGUUGGGACCUGCUUUAUUAUCUACUGAGAGCGAACUUCGAUGGCGUCGAGAGUGGCUAUUGCAAAGUUCCUGAGCCGUUUGAAACUGAUGGUCAAUGCGCGUACGAGUACGACCAUAUGGUGAAGAAUGUCAAAGAUAUUGGUGAGCAGGUUGAAUUGGAAUACGAAGACAAAAGGGGCCAGGUCGAUAAGACCACGGCAGACUUGAUCAUCGGCGCGGAUGGACCCAGCUCGACUUUACGCAAGAUCCUACUACCAGAUGUGAAAAGGGAUUAUGCAGGCUACGUAGCGUGGCGAGGAACAGUACCCGAACAAAAGGCAUCGCCUUCGGCCAAAGGGACGUUUGUCGAUAAAUUUACUUUCUACCAUUCCCGAGGCACGCAGAUAUUAGCCUAUGUUAUACCAGGAGAGAAUGGAACCCUUGAACCAGGCGAGCGACUGAUCAACUGGGUCUGGUAUUGCAACUAUCCGGAAGACUCGACAGAAUACAAGGAAGUCAUGACGGACUCUGAUGGGAAGACUCAUCAUGUUACAGUACCAAUCGGGAAAAUGAGGAAUGAGGUACUAGAGCACCAAAGGCAGUGUGCCAAAAAAAUGCUACCACCCCAAUUUGCAGAGAUCGUCUGCGACACGAAGCAGCCGUUUAUCCAAGCUAUCACAGAUGCGAUUUCACCGAGGAACUCCUUCUUUGACGGGAAGCUUUUGCUGAUCGGAGAUGCCGUUGCAGGCUUCCGACCGCAUACAGCUGCCAGCACGAGCCAAGCUGCAUUCGAUGCGCAGAAGAUGCAUGAGCUGAUGAACGGUGAAAUCGGACUGGACCAGUGGGAGGUGGAGACGAUGAAUUUCGCGAAACACAUGCAAGGGCGAGGGGUGGAGAUGGGUCAGAGGAGUCAAUUUGGGCAUCACCCUCUAGCUCAGACGUUGGAAGGUGCAGAGGGCCAAGUUGGACUGACCGAACCUCGACUCAGCCAUAAGCGCUCCAAAUCUGCUCUGGCCAGGUCGCUGCUUCACCGAGACAAAUCGAAGAGUAUCGACACCGACGGCGAGUCUAGUAUUGCAGGUUCCGAGGCCGGCUCCGAACCCCCCUCUCCUACGAUAGGCGCCCCGUCAAGCCACCACUCCUUUGGAGGCCUUCGAUCUUCUCGUCACAAAGCGAAGACAUCGAGCGGUGUUGCUGGUAUGGACAUCUCAAGUCCCAGCACCGCUGCUUUGACUCGAGACGCUGCUGCUAAACAACAAGACACUGGCCCUACGAUCCAGCAAUCCGUCCGAAUGUUCAAGUUGUUUGAGAUUCUACGAAGUGGAGACAGUGCAGCAAUUGCCAAAGCUGUCACCGAAACAUCUACUAUGCCCACCAUCAGCGAGGAUGCUGAGAAGGGUGCAGCAGCUGGGACAGGGACCUUGGAUGGUACAACGAUCCUACACUUAGCCAUCCAGUGUGCCGAUCCCCCUGUGGUUGAGCAGAUAUUAUCUGUUGCCAAGACUACGCCAGGAGCUAGCAUAGAUAUCAAUGCCCGAGAUCGCGAUGGGAACACCCCACUUCAUCUCGCUUCUAUGCUUGGACGGCCUACCACUGUACGCCUACUACUAGACCAAGCAGAUGUCAAUGAUUCUCUCCUGAACUACCAAAGCCGCUCUGCUUUAGACCUUGCUAAGACACCAGACAUCUUUCAGCAGUUACAACUUUCUCGCUCAUUGUUCGUCGAUACCACUGUCAAAGACAUCCAGAAGCUCGUCAGCAAGCAAAACUAUGAUCAGCUCCAAGCUACCCUUCAGGACUCACGUGUUGAGACUGUCCUUGACGUCAAUGGUGGAGAGCUUGCAACAGAUCCCAGUACUGUUGAAAGUGGAGGCACACUACUACAUGAAGCCGCGCGCAAAAGGGAUACCACGCUGAUACAGUUGCUGCUAAUGCACGGAGCCGACCCUUUUCGUCGAGACCGCAGGGGCAAACUCCCUCAAGACGUCACAAAAGAUGACAGGACACGAAGUAUCCUAAGAAAGUCGCCUGCUGCAGCUGCAGCUCAGAGAGGCAUCCAAGAGAAAGCAAUCCUAGGUAGCGGUUCGGCUCAAACCCCAGAUAACGCGCCUGGCGGGAAGGACGCUCGAGAGAUGAAAGGCUACUUGAAGAAGUGGACAAAUUACACAAGUGGAUAUAAGUUGAGAUGGUUCGUCUUGGAGGAUGGGGUGCUAAGUUAUUAUAAGCAUCAGGAUGACGCUGGCUCAGCGUGUCGUGGAGCCAUCAACAUGCGCAUUGCCAAACUCUAUAUGGACCCCAAAGACAAGACCAAUUUUGAGAUACAGGGGAAAUCAUCCGUUAAGUAUCAUCUCAAAGCAAACCAUGUCGUGGAAGCCAAGAGGUGGUUUUGGGCACUGAAUAAUGCGAUUCAGUGGACCAAAGACGAAGCUAAAGAGUCUGAGAGGCAGAAACAACGAAAGGAAGGGAUGCUACGCCAAGCUAAAGCGGGACAAUUGCCACAGCUCGCGGAUGAAUCGAAGGAGCUCGGAACAACAGAUGCAUCUAGGCUUAGCGGCAAAGGUCUUGCCCCUGCCACCGCAGUGGGUGUUCCUCUUACAGCGUCUUCAUCACGAUUAUCAUUCCAAGAGUCCACGUACGGGGAUGAAGAGGGCUCAAUGUACGAUUCGUACGAACCCGGCGCUGCGGACAGGGAACUAGCCCGUUCAGUAAGGGGGGCACAGACCACCACAAUCGCGGGUGACCUGGACGACGAGGAAGAAUAUGGAGAUGACGCGAGUGAUCACGAGAUCCAACCUCUUAGCAAGGACGCGUUCAAUAUCACUGCCCACUCAGCCAGUCUCCAGCUAAGGCUUCUUGCCCAAGUUUCGGCAGCGCUGCAAGCGGAAGGCUCUAAAGACCACGCCGUUUCGAUCUCUGAUUCUACGGUCAAACAGGCUCUUUCGACCUAUGAAUCUGCAGUUGCUAGUCUCCAAGGCCUGGUUGGUGACCUGCUUAAGAUCUCUCGUGACCGGGAUGCGUACUGGCAAUACAGGUUAGAUCGGGAAGCAGAUGUGCGAAGGCUAUGGGAAGAUAGUAUGGCCCGGGUCGCAAAGGAGCAGGAAGAGCUUGAGGGCCGCAUUGGCGAGUCAGAAGAGAAACGAAAACGAACAAAGCGAGCCCUGAAAGAGGCUUUGGAAGGGACUUCAGACUCUGUUGCGCCAAGCAGAGGCAUGUCUCAAGACGAAGGUCAAAUUUCAGCAACCCUCGAAAAUAUUCAACUCGACCAACGAAGCCCUGCUCGUCCUCGUACAAAAUCGAUUGGCUUCAGAGAUCAAGGGAGGAGGAAGUCUACAAUUGCAGAUCUCACGAAUCUCUCCGAUUCAGAUUCCGAUGAAGACGAGGAAUUUUUCGAUGCUGUAGAUGCAGGGGAGGUGGAAGUCAUAGAUGUGAUGCCACCGUCGAGUCCGCUAGCCCUUCCUGAGGACGAUGCAACAGAUCAGAAAACUUCCGAAGAUGGAGAUCUGCGUGAGAAAAAGUUGGCAGAUAUCAAGGCCUCGUUCAAAGGAUACGAAGAUCCCAUCCGCAAACGAUUCAAGAUGGAAGCUGACAAUAGACCAAAAAUCUCUCUCUGGGGCAUUCUCAAAUCCAUGAUUGGAAAAGACAUGACCAAAAUGACACUACCGGUGUCCUUCAACGAGCCAACUUCCUUAUUGCAACGGGUGACAGAAGAUAUGGAAUACACCGAUCUAUUGGACACAGCAGCUGAUCGAGCCGACUCGACCGAGCGCAUGGUCUACGUUGCAGCGUUCGCUGCGAGUGAAUAUGCAUCAACCAUUGGCCGUGUUGCCAAACCUUUCAAUCCGUUGCUCGGUGAGACUUACGAAUAUGUGAGACCAGACAAGGGCUACCGCUUCUUCAUCGAACAAGUCAGCCAUCAUCCACCCAUUGGCGCAGCGUGGGCUGAAGCGCCGAAAUGGGACUACUAUGGCGAAUCAGCAGUCAAGUCCAAAUUCUACGGCAAGUCCUUUGAUAUCAACCCCCUCGGCACCUGGUUCCUCAAACUCCGCCCUACAACUGGUGGUGAAGAGCUUUACACCUGGAAAAAGGUUACCUCCUCCGUGAUCGGCAUCAUCACCGGCUCACCCACAGUCGACAACUACGGCCCCAUGGAAAUCAAGAACUGGAGCACCGGCGAAGUCUGCACGCUCGAUUUUAAGCCUCGGGGCUGGAAAACAUCAUCGGCGUAUCAGGUCAACGGCAAAGUGACAGGCAAGGAUGGCAAGACAAAGUGGAGCAUCGGUGGUCGGUGGAACGACAAGAUCUAUGCUCGCUUGACCCCAGGCUUCGAAGAUUCAGAGCUCAAACCUGGCAAGUCCCACGAACCAGGCUCCAAUCAAGCCUUCCUGGUCUGGGAAGCCCACCCGCGUCCCCCAAAUAUCCCAUUCAACCUAACCCCCUUCGUCGUAACAUUCCAAAACCUCCCUCCCAACCUCCGGCCCUACCUCCCGCCCACCGAUACCCGUCUUCGCCCCGAUCAGCGCGCUAUGGAAGACGGCGAGUACGACGUCGCUGCUACCGAGAAGAAUCGGGUAGAAGAGAAGCAGAGGGCUAAGAGGAGGGAGAGAGAGGCUAGGGGAGAGGAAUUUGUGCCGAAGUGGUUCAGUAAGGGGAGGUGUGAGGUUACUGGGGAGGAAUAUUGGGUCACUAAUGGGCGAUAUUGGAGGGUGAGGGAUGAGGUGGGGAGUGGCAGUGGGAGGUGGGAGCAGGUAGGGGUUGACGAUAUCUUUGGGAAGGAUGAGGAGGAGAAGGAGAGGUAA